GCGGGAGCAGAUUGGCUUGACGGCCAGGCCUUAUUGGGCAUUGAGGCAGCUCGAGCCCCCGUCAUCUGGAACAACGGAAACAUCUAUAACCAGCGCCACAUCUUGUACGAUGCCUAUCAAUUCCGUGGAGCCGUGCCCGUGGGCGACGAGCUGCUGGAGGCCUGUGCCUGA
Molecule: messenger RNA, 171 nt
Organism: Symbiodinium sp. CCMP2592
Lineage: Eukaryota; Dinophyceae; Suessiales; Symbiodiniaceae
Source: the annotation of a GenBank genome assembly